Letharia lupina is the source of this 1056-nucleotide messenger RNA. RefSeq lists its product as uncharacterized. The record is from RefSeq and is a predicted model, not a curated record. NCBI's taxonomy places the organism in Eukaryota, Fungi, Ascomycota, Lecanoromycetes, Lecanorales, Parmeliaceae. The transcript is spliced from 4 exons. The coding region runs from base 1 to 1056 and encodes 351 amino acids.
AUGGCCGACCGGGAUCCUGUUCUUGAGGAGGUGUCGAACGCUGCUGACUUCCUCGUUUACCCCCUGAGUGAUCAGGCAGUACCACAAGCCCCAUACGACCCGGAAGAAGGCAUAGUUACCUGUGUGGUUCACGCCAUCAAUGUAUGCCGAGGAAUGCUGGCCCACGAACACGUUCGGUCUGCUUUCAUAGAGCUCGUCAGACAAUACUGCCAAACGACAGAGAGAGUCUGGUUCCUUCAAGGUCCGAUGACCGAGGAGAAACUGGAGGAGAUGACGGAUACCUUCCUCAAAAAAGUCCUUGAUAAGUUCCCAUUGAUAUUUCUCGACCACAGCUUGUACAACCCGGACUCUUUGUCAACCCAUUGUAGACACGCAUGGGAUGGGGAGUUUAAAACCUCGGACCAGGCCAUCGUACUCAAUGGACAGAACCUGGCCCAAAUGUUCACCUUAAGAGUCAUCGCAGACCCAAGCGAUCCGAACGAUUUCGCGAGCAGGGAUUACAGAAACUACUUGUUCAUAACCGCAACCUCCAUCUUCCACGAGAUCGGUCAUGUCUUUUUCACGUAUCUUCUGAAAGGUGUAGAGGGUACUGAUACUCCACCCCAGACGAAGGCCUACGUGGUUGGACACGAGAAAAAGACCGAAGGCGAAUCUGGCAGCAGCCUGGAACAAAUGGUUUUCGGCGGUGUCGUGUACCUUUACCGCGACCGCGACCGCCAGACUCCCGUUGAUGCCGUACGUGCAGAUAUCGUCGUUCUGGUCCAAGGCCAGUCUUUUGGGACCCUAGCUGAUUGCGGCACGCCUUUCCUACUCACUGAGACCGGCUGGUAUCAAAUCUCGCAGGACACAAUCGAAAACACUAUCAAAUGCAGCCGGCUCUCUCUCGCACCCUCUAGUAAUAACGCCUUUCUAUCAGAUUUUACAUUCCCCUUUGGUCACAGCGACAUUGCAGAGGAUCACACCACACUGAAGUCAAAGGGACACGAUAUGCCUGAUUAUCCUGGCUUGGACCCACAAGCACACAGCGAGUGGCCAAACGUCAAGGUUGACUAUUAG